AUGGUCUCUGCUGAGCCGCUCGAGCAUCUCGCCAAUCGUCCUCCGACUCCUCCCAAAGACAUCGACCACGAAAUAAACAGAGUCAUUAGCCUUCUGGACGUCGACUUUGAGAGCGAGCUCGACCAGGUGCAGCAGCCCUGUUCACCCACAGGCACUCCCAUCCAACCAUCGCCUCCAUCAUCACAAGGAGAAGGCUCGCGACACAAGUCAAGCAAGCGGGUCGAGUUCUCGCCAUGCAUCACUGCUCAUGAUCCUACGCCCUUUUAUGCCACUUCAGCAGGUGCCGCCAGUCCAAUCCCUCGUCGCUUCCCCUCGAGCAAGCAACCUAGACCUGUCAGAUCUAUCUUGAAAGCCACACUUGACCUGCAGACACCCACACCUGACGCUGCGUCGCCCGCCGCCGACUACUUCUCCAUCUCCGAUCCAAAGACCUUUCCCGUCAUGCUCGACUCGGUUCUGAAGUUCCUCGACGCCCCCUCGACGGCACUCCGCUUGGAUGGAUACAGUACUCUCAAUGGCGCUCUUAAGGCCUACGAUGACUUGCCUGACGUCGACGCCAUGCGAGCCAAAAUGCCUCUUCUCACCAAAUACAUUUCUCGAGAUAUUCUUGAAUCAAGUCGCAAAUCGGAUCCGAUGACAUCAAGUCUGACCACACAAGCCUUGAAACUUACAACCGCACUCCUCAUGCUGCCUGCUCUCGCCGACGCUCUCGACGAGCAAUUCCAGACGCUGCUCGUCGAUCGUGCUAUAGAAAUUCUGGAACAGGACCCAGUGCCAAAGUCGAUCGCCAACCACCAUAUGUUUCUUCUGGCAACUCAACGCUUCCCAUCCAGAGUUGUCAAUGCAUCUAAAGUAGAGCAAAUUCUCUCUUCGCUCACCACCAUCCACGAUCGUGUCAGCGGCAACAGUGUCAUUGCAUCCCGCUUGGUGAUUUUCCAGCGCUUGAUGGACCAAGCCCCUACUACCAUGCUCAGUAAUAUACGUGAGUGGAUGCCCCACAUUUUCCACGGUGUUCUGAGUAGCAUCAAGGACGUUCGGGUGCGUGCCAUUGAAACUGGAAUGCAAGCUGCCAUGAUGUACGGCACAAGCUACUCAUCGACCAGAGUCAUCCUUGAUCUUUUCCAUGCAGCUACUACCGAGGCUAGAGACUAUGGCGAUUAUUUCACUGCCCGUCUGUUUGACAUGUCCAAGCCAAAAGAGAGUGGUGAGAACACCGACCUCGAGGAGGCUGUUCCCCAGAUCUGGUCAAUGGUGGUGCUUUUCUUCAGGAGCAAGAAGUUAAAGCUGUCACAAUGGCCACUGUUCUGUGAACAGUGGUUCCUCCUGAUUCAGAAUUGCCUUAACAGCAAGAACCUCACUGUCAAAUUCCGAGCCACAUGCGCCUGGAACCGUCUCGUUUAUGUCGCCAAUCCAGAUCGCGAAAUGCUAGAGAAGAUGGAAGGAUGGGAUCAUACGCUUCGAGUGCCCUUCGUACACGUUCUCCACACAAACAAAGGCCGAGACAAGAAGAGUAAGGAAGUGCGCCACAUCGCGCUUUCCGGCUACUGCAACUUGCUGCACUACGCUCUACGACCCUCCCAGCCAUGGGAAGAUCUUGACUAUUUCUGGGACGUAUAUGUCAAGGAAGUCCUCCUGAAGCUACUGCUCUCUGGUGGAAGAGAUGCCAGUCUAGCUUGUCGGGUCCUCAAGGCCCUUUUCGACGGCAAGUCAGUUGUCUGGGACGAGGAGGUAGCCAACAAGGCUCCAAUACUACCCGAGGCUCUGUCUCGAUUGGAUUCUAAGUGGAUACGCUCCAGGGCUCACAAAAUACUAGACUUGCUAAGCCCUUUCCUCGAGCUAUCCCUAGCCCAGUCAGGAGACGGACGUGGUAUUGAUGGAACUCCCUGGCGCGAGUUCUUGACUGCCGUUGCUAGUGCUGGAAGUCACGAAGUACUGCGUUCGCAAGACCUCAAAGAGUGCUUAGCCCAGCUGAUGAAUUUGUUCGGCCGUCUAUGGGCGAAGGCUCCAAAGAAUGUGGAUCGUCUGGAGACGCCUUGGAUUUCACGUUUCACGGCUCUUGUGCAAUGCUCCAUCGAUACCAUUGGACCGUUACCAUUCAGUGAAGAAAACCUGACUCGUAGUGUAUCCAAGAGUUUCGAGGCUGCACCGACUCCAUCAAAUCGCUCAUCGAAACACCAUGCGAAAUUGCAAUCACCUGCCGUUUUCUUAUUCGAUCUAUUUGCUCAACCACCAUAUGCAAUCAGCACAGAUGUAGCUUACUCCGAUGCUGCUGGAGAGUUACUUCAUCAGAUCUGCCAGGGUAGGACUUCACGUAAGGAACGGCUGGAGCUUAUACGCAAAUGCUCACAAGCAAGCUUGGCCUCGACUUCAGUGUUGCUGUGGAGGACUGCAGUACAGGAAACCACUGCAGUUCUUCUUGACUCCAGCUUGAACGAAUCUGUCCAAGAACCAGCUCGCCUUGGGCAUCAAGCUCGGCAUGCGAUCUCGAUAUUGGCGUCGGGUCUCCAUCAUCGACAUGCUGAGAGCGGUGCGUUGUCAGUCGCUUUCGAACUUGUCAGUGUAUUAGCAAGGAUCCUGAAACAAGAAGCCGGUGAAGGUGGUGUGGUUCUUGGUCUAAUGGAACCUUUAGCCGAGGCACUCUUGCAGCAAAAGGACGAGAUGAUUCCGAAGACUGUCCUUGUUCAAAUCACUGAUAAGUUGCUACGAGUUGGAACAUUUCCUCGUAACAAACAGCAAAUGGACGAAGCGCGCAGGUCUCUCUGGAACACGCAUUUGCCGUAUUCGAAGCAGACGAGCUUCGAGCCAUUCAAUCACGUGUAUGAGCUCGCAAAUUCAGCGCUCUUGAUCUCAUAUGGUAGAAUCGAAGAAACUGCACCGUGUCUAGCACAAUUCGUCGAAGCGGUCCAAGACUUCCUGUCAAAAUGUCCUCUGUCCCUGUUCGCUUCGCCUGCAUUGCGUAGGGUGCAACAUGGAUUGUCGCUGAUUGUCAAGGAUGAGAAUCGCGUACUUGCAGGUAGUAAGGAGGCUCAAGAUGUGUUCCUCAAGGUAAGUCAUAAUUUGCAGCCAGCCAAAGCCUUGUCACUAAUUCACAUANNGGUACUUGCUUUGUGGCAAUCUGUACUCGAACAGCUGAAGAAUCUGCCCUCGAACAAGACACUCUUGAAAGCCUUGGACGAACUGUUUGCAGCUGGCUUGAACAGCACACAUAGAGACAUCAUUAACCUUACCGUGUCUUUCUGGAACACAACAUUUGGUCAACUCGACUCGCUCGAGUAUCCUAGCCAGGUUGAGCAAGCAAUGAGGCGUCUUCAGCCGCUCGUCGAACUUGAUUUGCCCACCUUCCCACAGAACGUUGAUGCACUGGUACCGUCACCACUACGUGACUUAAUUGAGUCGCAGCAAGAUGUCGAUGUCCAGGACACGCCAUCACCCUCUAAGCAGCAACCUACGAGAAGAUCGAAGAGAACUAGUGUGCUUAGUCGUGCUGCCUCCUCUAGUCCACAGAGAGAACUUGUUACGAGAAGACAGCCUGCUUCUAGACCAGCGCCAAAAUCAAAGCUGCGACACGAAGACUCCCAAGUCGAGUUUACAGCUGUUGAGAGCUCGUCACCUGUAGCAAUGGAAUCUCAGCUUCUGACCGAACAUCAGAGAGAGGUCAAAUCUCGACAGCAAUUCGAAAUGGCACCAUUGUAUCCUGAGUUCUCAUCGAGCCCAGGACCACGAAGGAGAGCGUCAAAGUCAGGACUACCGCUUCUGGACUUCUCUAGCCAGCAGGCAGUCACGGAUACAGGAUAUGCUACACCCACCCUGAAUGACGACCAUGGACCGAUGGACGAGUACAUCACUUCCUCACCCACACCAAAGGCAACCGAGAAGUUUCAACCACCUGUUGUGGAGAACACAGAUGUGGAUGAUUCAGCCUUCGAAGCGGAGGAUGCCAACAUCCCGUCUUCUCCACCCGAGAUGGCAGAUGAAACUGUGUACGAGGGCACGACCGAGAUCGAAAACUUACAAGCUGUAGAUCAACAGGGUGUGAGCGAGACCCGGUUUGAUACUGUCCCUGAGGACUUUUCCACAAUCAUGCCUCAGGAAGAGCCGAAGGCCGACAACUCGAGAGAACUUCCGCAAAACACAGCUACAGUGAAGCAAGCCGCGGACACGCAUAUUCCAACGCACCCCUCAAUCAAGCGUCUAGCUCAUAACUCUGAGGGUGGGAUUUCGUCCGAUGUCUUUACAGAUGCACGCUCCGAACUCAACACUGGAAAUUCUGCUGCAAGCGAUCAACCCGAUGUCAGUCAAGUCAUUGAGCAGACAUUGGGAGAUCAAGAUGCAAUCGGAUCCGAUGACUCUUCGCCUAUACCCUUCACAGAUAGUCUGUCCGAACAGCUUCAGAAGGAUUCUAAGAGCUCUGUGGUACCCUCUCAGAUUAAGGUUCCCGAAGCCGUUGCUACGCCUGGUGAAAUCAGCAGAGUUCUGGACUCCUUCGUAGGAAACACGCCUGAUGGAGACGAUAUGACAUCAAUCCAAGAAGAGACGCACACCAGCCCGACUACCAAGCCAAACCCUGCUACUUCGGCUUCCAAGCGUAAGCGAGAAGAGCCACAUGAAACGAGAGCUUCAGCCAAACGUCGCAAGUCAUCUGCAUCUCCGUUCAGACGUAUCGUCACAAGAACGCUCUCUUACCUCACGGGCAGUCAGAUGGAGAAGGACGACGAUGACGACGACGACGAAGACGAAGACGUGCAAGAUUGCAUCGUUGUUGGAAGCCAGCAGAACCAGGAAGAAGAGUCUCAAUCAGAAGCUUCAGAAGACUCUCCAGUUCCAGAAUCGGCUCCAGCAAGCGUUGCACUAGCUACAGUUAAACGUGGACGUGGAAGACCCAGGAAGUCGACGACACCUAUCGUGUCCGACCCAGUCUCUUCCGUCAGAACUCGAGCCUCGAAGCGACGUGCGUCAACGCUUGGAGCAGAAGAAGACCAUGACUCUAUGACCAUCGAUACGCCCGCGCCAAGCAAGUCUCGAAGAACAACAAGAAGUCAAGACGCAAAAUCAGGCCAGCCGGUUGAGCAUGUCAUGCUGUCUCCUACGCCUCGUCGUAGAGGACGCGAGCUUGAAGCUGUUCUUGUCAGUCCAGGUCCAUCUGGUGAAACUUCGCUGGUGGUUCAGUCGUUGGUCGAAGAUGAUGCGGGAGUUGAUGAUGAUGAUGAUGAUGAUGAUGCGAACGUUGAUGAGCAGGAAGAAGACGGAAACGACGACAAUCAAGAAGCAGACUCGCAGCUGAGGCAUGAGGAAGAACAGGCAAUUCCCGAACCGCCACCUACACAGGCCAACUGGGUGGUUGCGAGGUUGCAAGAUCUCAUCAUCAAUUGCAAGACAUUGAUCGUUGGGCCACAAGAGGAACGUGAGAUCACGGAUGCUUUGUAUGAGUUAGGGCGGCAUGUUUAUGAGGCUAGGAGACGAUCAGGUCUUUAG
This is a messenger RNA of Aureobasidium uvarum, 5472 nucleotides long. Lineage: Eukaryota; Fungi; Ascomycota; Dothideomycetes; Dothideales; Saccotheciaceae. The record is from the annotation of a GenBank genome assembly.